AUGCCCAAUCACCCACAGGCCGAAAUAGCAAUCAUCGGUGGCAGCGGUCUCUAUGAGAUCCAGGGGUUUAGUGAAUCCGCCGUGGUUGACAUCGACACGCCGUAUGGCAAGCCCAGCGACGUCAUAACCGUGGGUGAGUUGUUGGACGUGCCGGUAGCAUUCCUGCCUCGCCACGGAAGAGGUCAUCGGGUGAGUCCAACCGAACUGCCUUUCAGGGCCAAUAUCUAUGCGUUGAAAACGCUGGGCGUAAAACAGAUAGUGUCAGUGAGCGCAGUUGGUAGCGGCGAUGUUUCUGUGGUCUCGUCGGACCUGGUGGUGCCCGAUCAACUCAUCGAUCGUACCCGUUUUCGCGACAGCACCUUUUUCGAGGGCGGCGUGGUGGCUCACAUUACGUUUGCAGAUCCUUUCUGUCCGGCCGUGAGCAACGCCAUCGCGGCGGGUGGGGAUGGGCAGGGCAUUCCUACCCAUGAGGGUGCGACGCUGGUGGUGAUGGAAGGUCCGGCGUUUUCAACCAGGGCUGAAUCCGAAAUGUACCGGUCCUGGGGCGGCGACCUGAUCGGAAUGACCGCGUUGCCAGAAGCCAAGUUGGCCCGCGAAGCAGAAAUGUGCUACGGAACCAUGGCCUGGGUGACCGACUAUGACUGCUGGCAUCCAGACCACGCCGCGGUGACAGUGGACAUGGUAGUGGAAAACCUGAUUGCCAACAUCGCCAAUAGCCGGAUUAUUCUCCGCCAAAUCGUGCCGGCCCUGGCGCAACUCGGCCCGUGCGACUGCCAAACUGCAUUGGCCAACGCCAUCAUUACUGACAAAUACCAUAUAUCCGACGAGGCACGCCGGCGCCUGGAACCCAUUGCCGGCAAGUAUCUGAACCUGCGUUAA
Molecule: messenger RNA, 879 nt
Organism: Geodia barretti
Lineage: Eukaryota; Metazoa; Porifera; Demospongiae; Tetractinellida; Geodiidae
Source: the annotation of a GenBank genome assembly